Chinchilla lanigera (long-tailed chinchilla) is the source of this 931-nucleotide messenger RNA. RefSeq names its product chromosome unknown open reading frame, human C9orf142 (gene Paxx). Gene Ontology annotation, molecular function: molecular adaptor activity. Gene Ontology annotation, biological process: double-strand break repair via nonhomologous end joining. The transcript is spliced from 7 exons. Lineage: Eukaryota; Metazoa; Chordata; Mammalia; Rodentia; Chinchillidae. The record is from RefSeq and is a predicted model, not a curated record. The coding region runs from base 175 to 804 and encodes 209 amino acids. Gene Ontology annotation, cellular component: nonhomologous end joining complex; nucleus; site of double-strand break.
CUCCGCCCCAUACCAAGCCCCGCCCCGCACGCCGCUAGCACCGCCCCGGGGCCAGACAGCCCUACCCGCCUCCCGCCCCGCGCAGGCGCCCUAAGCCCCACGUCCGGCCCGCCAGACCUCCGAGGCCGGCCUUCUGCGCAGGCGCGCUGGGCCCGCGCGCGCGGAACUGUCAACAUGGUCCCGCCGCCGCCGCCACUGUCGCCUCCGCUCUGCACGCUGCCUCCGGGCCCGGGGCCUCCCCGCUUCGUGUGCUACUGCGAGCCGGAGGGUAGCGGGGCCGGGGAUCGUGGCGUCUUCCACCUCCACGUGACGGACGGCGUGGAGCUCUGGAGCGCCCGCCUCCCGCAGGACAGCGAGGCCGCGCGCAAAGCCUGCAGCGGCCUGGGUGUGCACGAGGACCUCGCCGCGCGGUUCAGGACCGCCUGCCAGCAGCAAGCCGUCGCCCUGAGCCUGCAGGAGGACAGCGCCUCCCUGACCCUCUCUGGGCCUCUCCCGACGCUGACCUUUGACCUCUCCAAGGUGCCCGGCCCUGAGGCAGUCCCCAGGCUGCAGGCGCUGACCCUGGACCUGGCACAGCGCGUGUGCAGCCUGGAACAGCGCCUGGCAGCUGUGGAAGAGACAGCUGCCAGUCCCAGGAAGAGCCCCCGGCCGGCAGGGCCUCCGCUCUUCUUACCAGACUCCGAUCCCCAGCGAGGCGGCGGCCCUGGAGCUGGGGUCAGGAGACGCUGUCCUGGGGAGUCCCUCAUCAACCCUGGCUUCAAGAGCAAGAAACCGGCCGGUGGCGUGGACUUUGACGAGCCCUGAAGGAACAGCAGGACACUAGGCCUUUCAAGGAGUCUGCGUGGGAGGGGACACGGCCCGCGGGACCCACUUACUGUGCUGCUGCUCCCCUGUCCUUCCUAGCCAUCUAAUAAACGGCCCUCAGGUCGAG